This is a messenger RNA of Prunus armeniaca (apricot), 348 nucleotides long. The record is from the annotation of a GenBank genome assembly. Lineage: Eukaryota; Viridiplantae; Streptophyta; Magnoliopsida; Rosales; Rosaceae.
AUGUUAAUUAUUUAUAAGGGAUUUGCUCUUAUGUAUGCAACCAAGAAUCUCCAACUUCCGUUCGUACAAGUAUACUGUUACUUAUGGCUAUGGAGUCACAAGCAUUUUGGAAUGGGCGGUUUCGGAAAAGAGUUCUCGCUCUCUCUCUCUCUCUCUCUCUCUCUCUCUCUCUCGUUGUCUCUGUCGACUGCCAUUCUCACGGCUGACACCUUGUCCUUCGGGUCUCAAAGUCCACGUCAAAGGUCCAAGGCUCAAAGGGUUUCUGUGAAUGUGAACUACUUGAAUACUAAAUUUUGGAUUGAUGGGCUACAAAUGGACGUAGGUCAUUUAGAUUUAGUGCUGCUUUGA